CUCCGCCCCAUGCGUUAUGACGUAAGACGUCGGCGGCGUGUCAGCCAAUGGGAGCGCCUCGCGGAGGCCGCUGUUGCUGAGUGAGGGAAAUACGAACCGUCAGGCCGGGAGCGGGCGGCCGCUAUGCCGAUCCGCGCAUACUGCACCAUCUGCUCCGACUACUUCGAUAACCACCGGGAUGUGGCGGCCAUCCACUGCGGGCACACCUUCCACCACCUCUGUCUACAGCAAUGGUUCAGUUCUGCUCCAAGCCGCACCUGUCCUCAGUGCCGGAUCCAGGUCAGUAACCGGCAGAUAAUCAACAAGCUUUUCUUUGAUGUUGGAUUAGAGGAAGACGCGACGCUUGAUGCGGAGUCACUGAAGAAUGAAGUGGAUAGAGUAAAAGCCAAUCUGCUUGCUAAAGAAAAGGAGAAGCGAGAAUGCCAGGGUUUAGUGGACUCCCUGCGGGAGAUGCUGGAUGUGAGGAAUGUCACCAUAGAGUGCCUGCAGAAGAAGGUAGAGGACCUGGAGAUGCUGAGCUCAUCGCUGAGGAAACAAAUGAAGUUCUUCGAUCUGCAGCAGUCCGAGACUAAGGCUGCCAAGGAGGAGGCGCGCAGACUGCGCAAUAAGCUGCGCUCGCUGGAGAACAUUGAAGUACUGUUGCAGUCGCAGCGUCCGGAGGUGGAGCUGAUGAUCAGAGACAUGGGAUCAGGGGCAGCGGCCGUUGAACAGCUCGCCAUAUACUGCGUCUCAUUAAAGAAGGAGUAUGAAAAUCUGAAGGACGUGCGGAAAUCAUCUGCGGAAAUGACAGAGAAGCUGAAGAAGGAGUUAUUUUCUUCUCAGAACAAGGCACAGAAAUCCGAGGCUGAACUGGGGAAGGUGCGGGAGGAGCUCAGUGCCUCACAGAAGGAGCUGCACAAUGCGGACAAGGAAAUCAUGAGCUUGAAGAAAAAAGUGGAGUUUUUGCAGAAGACCCUGAGCACCCCGACUGCUACUAACGAAGCCAUCAGUCGCCUCAUAUUUGAGAGCCCAGCGCCAAUCGGACUGCAGAGGCCAAGACUCCGCCCUCCGGUCUUGGGGGAUGACAUCAAUCUUGACCUCGCCUUUGAUAUUGACACACCCGAGUCCAACCCACAGAAACUAGUUGUCUCUCCCUUUAAAAGGUUAAAGUUGGAAAGCUUCGAAUCUUCCCUGAGCCGACGCACUGACAACCCCACGCAGGAGUCUAAGGGGGGAACAACCUUUCAGAUAAACGCUGACGAGGACAAUCUCGCGUUGCCGUCUUUUAUAAAGAACUCGCUGGUGCGGAAGAGGCCAGUGGGCAGUAUGUUGAGCUCCUUUCACAACACAGGAGUAAUAAGGACGGGAUUUGAUGGCUUCGGUGGACGGACAAAGUUUAUCCAGCCCAGCAGUCCCGCAGAAAUCCGCCCUCUGCCUCCCAAGCUGAAGAGAAAGAAGGUGUCCAGACCUCCAGCUUCCACCAGCACCAAUCAGCCAAGACUGGAAGACUUUCUAAAGUGAACUGUUGUGGCUUUAGCUUUGGUUGGGACUGUGCGAUCCUUAUUAGCUAUGAAUUACUAUAGUAUUAUAUAUUGGAGCCUCUGUCUACAUAGGUCUUCUGCUGCCACAAUGUGUAUGAAGACUGAAUCUUCCACAGUGAAUAGUAAUGUGGGACAUCCCAGCAAGACCUUACCGAUGAGGGACAUCCCAGCAAGACCUUACCAAUGAGGGACAUCCCAGCAAGACCUUACCGAUGAGGGACAUCCCAGCAAGACCUUACCGAUGGGGGACAUCCCAGCAAGACCUUACCGAUGGGGGACAUCCCAGCAAGACCUUACCGAUGAGGGACAUCCCAGCAAGACCUUACCGAUGGGGGACAUCCCAGCAAGACCUUACCAAUGAGGGACAUCCCAGCAAGACCUUACCAAUGAGGGACAUCCCAGCAACAGUAUUCUGCCUCCAGCCUCUAACCCACCAGCCUGCCCUCCUAUGAUAACUGAUCCAUGGCUAGCGGUGGCUGUAAUUACUGUCGUCUCACCUCUUUAGGGAAAUUCAUUUGACACCUUUUUAUUUUCUUGCUGUAGUUUGUGAAAUAUUCUGCACAACAAACUACGUCAUUCCGCAAUGACCCUUCUAGGAGCCAUUGAUUGAGUACAAGAGGAAUGUAUGCAGGUUUGUGUUCAGUCUGUGGUAAUCUGUGUUUGUAUUCAGUGUAAAUAAAUAUGUAUAUAUAUUAUUGUAAAUGUAA
Molecule: messenger RNA, 2227 nt
Organism: Pseudophryne corroboree (corroboree frog)
Lineage: Eukaryota; Metazoa; Chordata; Amphibia; Anura; Myobatrachidae
Gene: TRAIP
Product: TRAF interacting protein
Exons: 15
Coding region: 124-1500 (458 amino acids)
Biological process (GO): protein ubiquitination; replication fork processing
Cellular component (GO): nucleus; site of DNA damage
Molecular function (GO): ubiquitin protein ligase activity
Source: RefSeq, a predicted model, not a curated record